CGCUUGACGGAACUGUACUUUAGUGUUGCAGCAGAUUUCACUCAUAUAUAGCUUAAGUAGUUAUUAAUAGUUUCGAUUAGUAGUUCCGAAGUUAGUAUUCAAUCGUUUCCGUGAUAAAUCCCUCUUCAGAUCGCAGUCAGUGCCUUAAAAACAACUUUAAAACAUGGCGCUCAGCGAUGCCGCGGUACAGAAACAGAUCAAACACAUGAUGGCCUUUAUUGAGCAGGAAGCCAAUGAGAAGGCAGAAGAAAUUGAUGCAAAGGCAGAAGAAGAGUUUAAUAUCGAAAAGGGACGACUGGUACAGACUCAAAGGUUGAAGAUAAUGGAGUACUAUGAGAAGAAAGAGAAACAGAUUGAACAGCAGAAGAAAAUCCAGAUGUCGAAUUUGUUGAACCAGGCAAGACUGAAGGUGCUCAAAGCCCGCGAUGACAUGAUUAAGGAUCUCCUAAAGGAUGCACAGCAACGGUUGGCCAACAUUGCCCAAGACCCAAAUCAGUACCCAGCACUGCUGGAGGGGCUGGUGUUACAGGGAUUUUAUCAGCUGCUGGAGCCCAGGGUUAUAAUCCGGUGCAGAAAGCAAGAUGUAGCGAUGGUGCAGGCUGCUGUUCAGAAAAACAUCCCUAUCUACAAAGAGGCUGUAAAGAGUAAUAUUGAGGUGCGCAUCGACGAAAACAACUUCCUGUCCCCUAACAUUUCAGGAGGUGUUGAAGUUUAUAAUGCUGAUGGCAAGAUCAAGGUGUCCAACACACUGGAAAGCAGACUAGACCUUCUAGCGGAACAGAUGAUGCCUGAGAUCAGAGUGACUCUGUUUGGUGCCAACCCAAACCGCAGGUUUAUGGAUUAAUGGACUGUUACUAACACACAUUAGUGGUAGUUGGGAGAACGGUGAAAUUCAGAAAACAUGAUGAAGUGAUGAGGAGGUCUGAUGGGCAGUUUUAUUUUUUUAAGGUCACUGUGGUUUUUCUGAAGUGUAAAACUAUUCUUGUUGCAAUUCUGGAUAUUCAAUUGGUCAUGUUCCAGCCAUUUAUUGUUGUGCUCUUUUUCUUGUGUGUUUUUGCUCUUGGAAAACAAGUCCAAAGAAAGUGUUUGAGGCUUUGGCUUUUAAGGCUUAUUUAAGGCUUAUCAUAUUUGCUCGUGUUACCUUAUAUCUCUGUGUUUUAGCGGUUUCUGUUUAAAUAUCAUGUCACCAGUAGGGAAAAUGGAUACCUGACAUCUUAUCUCAAGCUGUUUGAACAAAGAGCAAUAAGCACUCAGGAAUUCACAUUGUUUUUGCCUUGAAAGUUGUAAUCUAAACCAGCAGCCUAACAGGUUUUCCCUGGAAAAGAGAAGUCCUCAUUUAAUGUCUUAAAAACAGAUGCCUUUGUUUUUUUUUUUUCUGCAUUUUCAUUUGUAGUACAAUUGCAUAAUACUACAGAUAAAUAAAUCAAAUAUAUUUUAUUUAUAUUCUGAAGCAUUUCUGGGCCCAUUACAAUAGAAACAAAGCAUCGCUUGGUGGUUACACUUUAUCCACCGUACAGGAAAGAUAUCAAGUCGUACAUCUUACAGAGGCUUACAGAAAAUACUACAUACACCUCAAAUAUUAAAAACACGCUGCCGCCUUGUGGAAAUCAAACAUAUCAGAUGCAAAUUAGCAUCGGUUGUGGUGCACAAACAAUGUUUUGCAUAAUCAAAUGUCUCCAGACCAUGUUUUCAAAAAGACUUUAAAAUACAAAGGCUGAUGAAUAAAUUGAAUAAGCAGAGACACAUAUAUCAGUCUUGCAUAUUUAAAAUGUACAGAUUGCUUGUUGCUUAUCAAAAUUAUUCAGUAUAACAUGAAUAUGAAGCCUGUGGGGUGUUUUUUCUUUCUUUCUCAAAAAUCAGGUUUUGCCUUCCAAUGAAUCUAUAAACUGCUUGUUAUUAUUAUAAUACUGUAUUUUAAAUUGAAAGAUCUUUUAUUUUUCCGCAAUUUUACAGAAGUGCACUCAAAAUUAAACUAUUCAAGACCU
Molecule: messenger RNA, 1985 nt
Organism: Rhinichthys klamathensis goyatoka
Lineage: Eukaryota; Metazoa; Chordata; Actinopteri; Cypriniformes; Leuciscidae
Gene: atp6v1e1a
Product: ATPase H+ transporting V1 subunit E1a
Exons: 9
Coding region: 164-844 (226 amino acids)
Biological process (GO): proton transmembrane transport
Cellular component (GO): proton-transporting two-sector ATPase complex, catalytic domain
Molecular function (GO): proton-transporting ATPase activity, rotational mechanism
Source: RefSeq, a predicted model, not a curated record